AUGCUGCCAUCUCUACAGAACCUUUUGCUUCUGCUAUCGUCAUUCCCAAUUCUGACUUUGGCCAAGGAGUACAAUGCCAAGGAAUGUCUUGCUUGGCCCAACUCGACCGUCUGGACCGAAGAUUUGGGUGAGAUGCUCACUGCUAACGCCGCCCUUCAUGGCCCCUUCCCCGCAGGCUACUACAUGGACUCUUGCGAAAGUUUGGGAACGAAUGCCUUUGCCAUUUCCCAAGCCGGAAGCGGAAUCUGUAUGCACGCCCAUGCUUGCAAACGGGAGUUCUGUCGCCCGGAAUUUGGGAUGGAUUUGCCAGCCUACAUUGUGGAAGCCAAGCAGGCUUCUGACAUUCAGGCCGCUCUUAGCUUUAGCAAGACGCACGAUAUUCAAGUUACUGUCAAGACUACUGGACAUUCUUAUCAUGGAGCCAGUACUGCCAAAGAUUCUCUCUUGAUUUGGAUGCAGAAUUUUGAAAAGAACGGAACCAUUUAUGACAAUUACACAUCGUGUGAUGGUGGAACGACCUACCACGCCGUCGUUGCCGUCAAUGGUGGAGAGACAUGGAACGAUGUCAUCGAAGCAGUCGGGCCCAACUAUCACGUCGUCACUGGAGGAGCACGAACCGUUUCUGCAGCCGGCGGAUGGCUUCAGGGAUCAGGUCUAUCCUUCACUUCUCGCCAAUAUGGACUUGGAGUCGAUCAGGCAGUUCAAUUUGAAGCUGUCUUGGCCGAUGGGACUAUGGUGACCGCCAAUUCUUGUGAAAAUACUGAUCUGUUUUGGGCACUUCGUGGAGGAGGCGGCGGCACAUUUGGUGUGGUCACUAAUGUCUUGUACGAGCUUCAUCCAGUGACACCCGUUAUUGUCACCAAUUGGUUCAUUGAAGGAUUCGAGAAUGCCCCAGAUCAAGGUGGUGCGGCAGUAGCAGCGUGGUUCAGCUACUGGAUUGAGAUUAGUCCCGAUCUAGAUCCGCGCAUUGGUGGUUUCUUUAGUACCAAUGGAGUUCACUUCGUCUUUAUGGGGACUCUAGAAGAAGCCAAGGCGGCUUACCUCGACGCCUUUGAUCUUUGGUAUAACGAUGAGCUUCUACCCAUUUCUCAGUUUAUUGAGGGCCGGUACGGAGCACUACCGCCAAGUCUUGUCACCGAAGAAGUUCCUGACUGGUAUACUUACAAGGGAGGUGCCGAUGCUUACAAUAAUCCCAAUGCAACCGAUGCCACUGGAGAUGCUUAUGCUGGUGUCGAAUACAUUGCAGCUCGCCUCGUCCCGGCCUCGUUCAUACGCGAAAAUCCAGACGAAAUCUUCAAUCUCUUGAUCAACAUUGUUUCCACACCUGGUGGAUUUCUCAGCUCUGUCAAUUACAUUUUGGGUGGCAACAUUCAAAAUGUUGGAAACAACGAGACUUCGGUCAGCCCUGCCCUUCGAGGUGCCGCAUGGAAUCUCUUUACGGAUCCAGCCUCGGUGUCCAAGGUCUUCGAAGUUCUUCCUAACACGGUGACGGGUGCCUGUUUCAAUCACCAUUCCCCUGUCGAACCCGACUGGCGCAACUCUCUCUGGGGAACCCAAUACGAUAGAUUGUUGGAACUGAAAAACAAGUAUGAUCCUGAUCGUGUAUUCAACUGCUGGCAUUGCGUUGGGUACACUGGUGACGAGAAUCCUGUGCUGGAAGGUGAUGAUACCAGAGACGAAGCAGGGCACCUUUCUACCUUUGAGUGUGUGGUCAAGAAUGAAACUGAUGGUGGUGACACCAGUGACAAUGGCACCAGUGACAACAAUACUGAUACUGAUGUUGGCGGCGACGAACCAUCGGGAUCCCAUGCUCCUAUGCACCAGCACCAGCACGCAACUGUCGUUGUAGCAAUCGCUGCUUCGAUUAUUGCAUCCGUCUUUUAA
Molecule: messenger RNA, 1884 nt
Organism: Cylindrotheca closterium
Lineage: Eukaryota; Bacillariophyta; Bacillariophyceae; Bacillariales; Bacillariaceae
Source: the annotation of a GenBank genome assembly